Messenger RNA from Durio zibethinus, 1191 nucleotides. Lineage: Eukaryota; Viridiplantae; Streptophyta; Magnoliopsida; Malvales; Malvaceae. The record is from RefSeq and is a predicted model, not a curated record.
AUGGAUGAGAGGAAUGAUGUUGACAACGAUGAAGAUGUGAUGUUGCCUGGUUUUCGAUUUCAUCCAACAGAUGAGGAGCUUGUCGGAUUUUAUCUCAAGAGCAAGAUUCAGCAGAGACCUUUGCCCAUUGAGCUGAUUAAGCAAGUAGACAUAUAUAAAUUUGAACCCUGGGAUCUCCCAAACUUAGCAGCUUCAGGGGAGAAAGAGUGGUAUUUCUACUGCCCAAGAGACCGUAAAUACAGAAAUAGUGCGAGGCCUAACAGAGUGACAGGAGCCGGAUUUUGGAAGGCAACUGGAACAGACAGGCCUAUUUACUCUUCUGAUGGCACCGAGUGUAUUGGUUUGAAGAAGUCCCUUGUGUUCUAUAGAGGAAGAGCUGCCAAAGGGAUUAAAACAGAUUGGAUGAUGCAUGAAUUUCGGCUACCUUCACUCUCGGACUCAACACCACCAAAGAAGCUCUUAGACAAAAGCCUUCCUGCAAAUGAUGCAUGGGCUAUUUGUAGGAUAUUCAAAAAGACCAAUUCCAUAGCUCAAAGAGCUCUUUCUCACUCUUGGAUAUCCUCAUUUCCAGAGACUGCAGCAUCUGAUAUAAUCUACCAAGGUGCACCUUGCACUCAGUUCAAUUCAGAGAACAUUUCUUGCACAACCGAAAUUGGAUCAGCAAUACAGUUAUGCAGCAAUGGUGAGCUAAAAGAAGGCUCCACUGCCAGCUUUUUUGCUCUAGAUAUUCCCUCUUAUAAGUCAUUCAAUACUACAGUCCAAAGACCAUCUCCAUUUCCUGCUUCCAAUGGAGACCUUCACAACAACUGCAUGUUUUCACAGCUUGACAUGACUGGAUCCCCCAAGUGUACAGUUGAUGCUGCUUCCAUCCUACUGAGCCCACACUUGAUCACUGAUGUUACCAAGGCGUCUGAGAGUAUAGAUUUCGGAGGGCAACAACAGCAAUACAGUGGCUUCUUAAUCAGCUGGCCCCAAGAUAUGCAAGGCAAUGCAGGUGUAGGAGAAAAUGAAGAGGGCACAAGGAAUGCAACCCCAGAAGAUAACCAUUGGGGGACUAUCCAAUCAAUGGGGUUUCCUUUCAGCUUAUCUCCAAAUGUGCCAGAUUCAUGGAAGCCUAAUCUACCAUGGGAUUCACCUCAAUGUCCAAGUGAGAUUUCCACUACUUAUUCAACUAACAAAUGCCAUACUUAA